CCUCGCCGCUUCCCCCCCCCACUCCCCCCACACCCCCGCGCCCGACCGCAGCCGGACCGGAACUAUGUGAUCCCGGAAGUUCCGGGGCCAUUGCCGUGUGGGAUAAACAGUAAUGGCGGAGGCUGCGGCUCCCGGAACAACAGCCGCAACAUCAGGAGCCGGAGCGGCGGCGGCGGCGGCGGCGCCCCUCAUCCCGACCCCCACGGUCGCCGCCCCGUCCCCGGGGGCGGGGGGAGGCGGGGGCGGCGGCGGCGGCGGCGGCUGGACGAAACAGGUCACCUGCAGGUAUUUUAUGCACGGGGUUUGUAAGGAAGGAGAUAACUGUCGCUACUCGCACGACCUCUCUGACAGUCCAUAUGGUGUAGUGUGCAAGUAUUUUCAACGUGGGUACUGUAUUUACGGAGACCGCUGCAGAUAUGAACACAGCAAGCCAUUGAAACAGGAAGAAGCGACUGCUACAGAUCCGAGCCCAGAACCAUCUUUAGCUGCUUCCUCGAGUCUCCCUUCCGGAGCUGAACAGCUCACUGAAAUGGACACGGGCAAAGCUGAGUCAGGAAUCCCACCCCUCGCCGCUGUAGGUGGGGCAAGUUCCGAGGACUGGGUGAAUGCGGUGGAGUUCAUUCCUGGGCAGCCCUACUGUGGCCGGACUGCCCCUCCCUGCACCGCAGCCCCCAUGCAGAGCCUGGGGGCCAAGGUGGAGUGUGAGAAGGAGCCGGCGGCAGUGGAGAGCAAGAAGCAGCUGUGCCCCUAUGCUGCGGUGGGCGAGUGCCGCUACGGGGAGAACUGCGUGUACCUCCACGGCGACGCGUGUGACAUGUGUGGGCUGCAGGUCCUGCACCCCAUGGAUGCGGCCCAGAGGUCACAGCACAUAAAAUCGUGCAUCGAGGCCCACGAGAAGGACAUGGAGCUCUCGUUCGCCGUGCAGCGCAGUAAGGACAUGGUGUGUGGCGUCUGCAUGGAGGUGGUCUAUGAGAAGGCCAACCCCAGCGAGCGCCGCUUCGGCAUCCUCUCCAACUGCAACCACACCUACUGUCUCAAGUGCAUUCGCAAGUGGAGGAGUGCUAAGCAGUUUGAGAGCAAGAUCAUAAAGUCCUGCCCCGAAUGCCGCAUCACAUCCAACUUUGUCAUUCCAAGUGAGUACUGGGUGGAAGAGAAAGAAGAAAAGCAGAAACUCAUUCAGAAGUACAAGGAGGCCAUGAGCAACAAAGCAUGCAGGUAUUUCGAUGAAGGACGUGGGAGCUGCCCGUUUGGAGGGAACUGUUUCUACAAGCAUGCGUACCCCGAUGGCCGGAGAGAAGAGCCACAGAGACAGAAAGUGGGAGCCUCGAGGAGAUACCGGGCCCAACGAAGGAACCACUUCUGGGAGCUCAUUGAGGAAAGAGAGAACAGCAGCCCCUUUGACAACGACGAAGAGGAGGUGGUCACCUUUGAGCUGGGCGAGAUGUUGCUUAUGCUUUUGGCUGCAGGUGGGGACGACGAGCUGACAGACUCUGAGGAUGAGUGGGACUUGUUUCACGAUGAGCUGGAAGACUUUUAUGACUUGGACCUAUAGCGGCUUUCCAUGCUGUGCGAACUGCUCUGCCAGGCCUCAGACCCUAGCUGUGCCCUGUGCCGUGUGGCAGUGCGUGUGGCCCUCCCAGGUGCUGUAGUGACCACUUACCUAGGGCCUGCUCCUCCACCCCCUGGCCUUUCCCCCCGAGAGUGUGUCGUUUUCUCUGUUUCAAAAAGUUACAAAAAUAAAUCUUAAAGUUAGUGGGGUUUUUUUUCUUUUUGGUAACAUGACUAUAACUGUCAGACAGUGUAGGUUUGUUGCGUCUUCUGUUUUGAGGCAGAUUGUGUUGAUGGACUUUUUUUCCAGACCCUGGGUCAAGAAAAGUUCAAAACCACUGCGCUCUGGGGUCCAGGAAGUGGGGCGACGGGCAAAGGGACCCAAGCUGGCAAGUAGCGUUCUUCUUUGGAUACGGACACUGAAGGUGAUUCUCGGUUUCUAGUGAAAUCUGCAUGUCUGUGUGCUUCCUCUGUGUCCCCAACCUGGCAGAUCCCCACCACAAAGCCUGCCCUGUGGUUUUGGCCUGCUGUUUUAAUGGCACACAAGGAAAAUCAUGAAAGAAAGGUGAAAUGGAGGACCAUGGGUAAAAGCCCCAUGGCGGAGUCGGGGGGUGGGGAUGGGAACUGCUCUUCAUCCCCCGCAGAUUUGGUGUUAGCCGGAGAGGACCAACGUGGGCUAGUGGUUUCCGCCUUGUGUGGCAGGUGGGACUACACAGCAUAUCUGUAGUGCUAGCUCUGUCUGUCUGUCCUAUCAUUGAGAAUUAAGACUCAACAUAGAGGCCAAACAACCUGCCUAUUCCCUACAGCAGAGCAGUUCACGCUGGGUCUUGGAUGCACCAUCUUAAGUUAAAUGUUUGUGGUCUACCUUUUCCUGGUCCAAGCACUUUUGGAAGAACUCUUGUCCUCAUUUGAGGAGUUCUGUUGUCAGGUUUUGGUGUUUGUUUGCCUCCUCCCACCCCUGAGUUUGGCAGGUAGACUGUUUUUCUAAGGUGUUUACUGCAGUGGAGUAAUUGACUUGCAGUCGUAAGUCACUCUUUGCCACUAAAGGGGAGGGUGUGGCGAUCCCCAGGACAGGAUGAAGUUGUUAGGAUUCCUUGCUGGGAAAUUUUACCUUUGCAUUUUUGUUGCUGUUCCCUAAAGUAACUUGGGAGAUGGUCCUGCCGUGUCCAUCCUCUGCUUCUGUCCUGGGCUCCCACCCAUUCUUUCACCUUAAGAAUAAAGAGAAAUGAAGUCAUUGUUGCAGAGGUCUCUGUAUUUUGCAGCUGCCCUUUUGUAAGAAGCACUUUUCCCAAAUAAAACAACUUAAAAAUC
Molecule: messenger RNA, 2859 nt
Organism: Perognathus longimembris pacificus (Pacific pocket mouse)
Lineage: Eukaryota; Metazoa; Chordata; Mammalia; Rodentia; Heteromyidae
Gene: Mkrn1
Product: makorin ring finger protein 1
Exons: 8
Coding region: 113-1552 (479 amino acids)
Biological process (GO): protein polyubiquitination
Molecular function (GO): ubiquitin protein ligase activity; metal ion binding
Source: RefSeq, a predicted model, not a curated record